Molecule: messenger RNA, 4528 nt
Organism: Octopus bimaculoides (California two-spot octopus)
Lineage: Eukaryota; Metazoa; Mollusca; Cephalopoda; Octopoda; Octopodidae
Product: sodium-dependent neutral amino acid transporter B(0)AT3
Biological process (GO): nitrogen compound transport; sodium ion transmembrane transport; amino acid transport
Cellular component (GO): plasma membrane
Source: RefSeq, a predicted model, not a curated record
ACAGUAUUAACAUAUCAGAACUGCAGAAUACCGAGUUCGGAUUAAUUAUAGGAAAUGACGAUGAGAUGAAUUAAAAGGCAAUGUAAGGAAAAAUUCCUUUACAAAUUUGUAAGGUAAAUCUCUUAGAAAAAUGGCCGCAGAAGACUCUGAUAAAAUAAAUCUGCCGGGGAAUAUAAUUAUUGCAGAUGAAAAUAUCACGGCAAUAACCGAGACAUCAUUUAAAGAGAAACCAGUGAAAUCCAAAAGAAAAACUCCCUACUAUGGUAAACUUGUUCGAGGUCUUUUAAAUCGCAAAAGACAACGCCGACUUCAUCGUCGACAGCUCAUAUAUAAAAAAUUCAUGAAUUUUGAUGAUUUCCAAUCAAAAAUGGACAACGAAAAACCAGAUUUAAAUGAUACUGAUUCGGAAAGUUUUAGUAUGCGGAGGAGUACUUCGUACAGCGAGGCACUCAAUAUCAGCGUUAGUGAUAGUGUACAAUCUUCCAAUGUCUUUUCUGAUCCGAGAGGUCCUUAUGAACUGAGAAUAUCGUCGGAGAUGUACACAUCCGCUGUCACACUAAGACAAUCGACGGAUGAGUUAAUUUUCACAGACGAGACUAGAGAUUCGUGGGACAACAAAGUCCAGUAUUUACUAGCUGCAAUCGGUUUAGCUGUCGGUCUUGGUAAUGUCUGGAGGUUUCCUUAUCUAGCUCAAAAGAAUGGUGGAGGUGCUUUUCUACUUCCUUAUGUUAUAAUGUUGUUUAUAGAAGGUCUUCCGAUAUUCUAUUUGGAAGUAGCUCUCGGCCAACGCAUGCGGAGAGGCCCAGUCGGUACAUGGGAUCAGAUUUCUCCUUAUUUAACAGGUAUUGGUUAUUCGUGUAUAAUGGUAUCCUACAUAGUUUGUAUUUACUACAAUACAAUCAUAUCCUGGUGCCUUUAUUACUUUGCACUCAGCUUCCGCUCGGAACUUUUAUGGGAAAAUUGUCCAAAUGAAACUGCAGCUUCAAAAGAAUGUAAUCUAGCAGGACCGACUGCGUACUUUUGGUACAGAUCAACUUUAGAUGUCUCUUCAUCCAUUGAAGAAUCUGGGUCGAUGCAGUUACACUUAGAAUUGUGUCUGUUCUUUGCUUGGUUAAUAGUAUUUUUGUGCAUGAUUAAAGGCAUACAGUCUUCAGGAAAGGUUAUCUACUUUACUGCUACAUUUCCGUAUGUUGUUCUGAUAAUAUUUUUUUUCCGCGGAGUUACGCUGUCAAACUUUUAUGUCGGCCUUAAACACCUGUUUGUACCAAAAUUUGAAAAGUUAGCAAAUCCACAAGUAUGGCUUGAAGCAGCAACACAGAUUUUCUAUUCAUUAAGUCUUGGUUUUGGUGGUUUGAUGGCCAUGUCAUCAUAUAAUCCUCUCAGAAACAACUGCUAUAAAGACACAUUCAUUGUUGUUUUCGUUAACUGUGGAACAUCUGUAUUUGCCGGCAUUGUCAUUUUCUCUAUAUUAGGUUUUAAAGCUUACAAAAGUUUUGAAGACUGUCAAAGUAGACUUAUGGAAGUAACCAAGAACAUGACGAAGGAAGCUCCUUUCACUUGUGAUUUGGAUAAAGAAUUAGAAAAUACAGCUGGAGGACCAGGUUUGGCGUUUAUUGCUUUCACUGAAGCAAUAAACCAGUUUCCAGUUUCACCACUUUGGGCAAUACUAUUCUUCUUGAUGUUGCUAGCCCUUGGGUUGGAUUCGAUGUUUGGCACUCUCGAGUGCAUUACUACAAUAAUCACAGAUUCUGGAAAAUAUCCUUUCCUUCGACAGAAUCGAUUUUUUAUACCAGCUGUCGUGUGCCUAACGUCAUUUUUGAUCUCACUCAGUUUUGCAGCCCAGUCGGGUAGUUAUACGUUUGUACUCUUUGAUGAAUUCACUGGUGGAUUACCAUUGCUUUUUAUAGCAUUUGCUGAAGUUAUGUCUGUCUCAUAUAUUUAUGGUCUCAGCAAAUUUGCAGAUGACAUUCAUGCAAUGGUUGGAACACGUCCUGGUUACUUCUGGCUGAUAAUGUGGAAGUAUAUAUCCCCGCUUGUAAUGUUGAUCAUAUUAUUCGCUAGUUUAAUAAAAAUGAUAAUAACUAGCAUGACUUAUGAAGUUUGGGAUAAAGAUACGGCCACCAAAAUUAAAACAAAAUGGCCCGGAUGGUGUUUGUUCAUCGGUUCGUCAUUCGUUAUCCUUAUACUUAUUUGGAUUCCAUUAAUAUUUAUAAUAAAGAGGUUUAAUAUCAUUAAUUGGAAACCUGAUCCGAAAGUGUCUUUCCCCAAAGAUGAACUGAAGAGAGAAAAGAAUUUGCAACCAUACGUGAUAAAAGAUUGGGAGAAAAAAUAUCUUUUUAUAUUUGAAGAUCUUUACGACUCUUAAUAAAGUAUACACACAUACACACACACAUAUGUAUAUGAGUGUGUGUUGUGUGAGCAUAUGUAUAUAUGUAUGUAGAUGUGGGGGGUAAUAUAUAUAUUUGUGUGAGACUUUGUGUCUGUGUGUGUGUCCCCACCGAUGUUGGUGUGUUUACGUCCCCUUAACCUAGCAGUUUGGCAAAACAACCCGAUAGAAUAUAUAUUAUGCAUAUAUUACAUAUAUAUUUGGUCAAUAAGGGAGUUUUGUGUCUCUGCCCUCAUUUGCGCCACCUGCUGCGAAGUGGGUUCAUCUGGGACUCUCAACACGAAGAUUCCAGUUUUGUUUUGAAAACACCUACAUCCACCUUGUGUAAGUCACUCAGGCUCUUUAGGACAAUAUUAAAAAGCUGUGGGCCCCUGAAACCCAGGCUUCUGCAGGAACUAGUCCUAAAGCGCGAUGGCAUUGUUGGGAUAUUUGGCACUAUGCAAUGGCAACCCGUUCUGGUAUUUGUGUAGCUUUCAAUGCCAAAAUUUGGCACAAUCACUUCCAGCAUCUUCCAGAGGUAUAUUACUGCAUAUUUCUCCCGCCUUCGCUCCAGGGAGUAGUCUUAGCUGUUUCAAUAUUUUCCAGUAGCUGAGCUGUUGCAAUGAGACGAUCUUCUUUUUUGUGAAGCUUCACUGGAUUGCUUCAAGGUCCACUGUUAAUUUUACACUAUGGGGUGACGAUAGCUGGGAGUAGUCCAGGCGAGUGAAGAUGAAUGUCCUCCAGAGGACCGUUAUGGUUUCCUUCUCUCUGGUUCUGGAGGUUCUCAGGAUGCAGGCAGCCAGCCGUCUGCACUUUGUCGUCAUCCUGGUAAUGUGCACUUGGACUGAGGUAUCAUCACUCGUGUUGAUAUCCAGGUCACGCACUGAUUUAGAUUCUGGGAUUGUAAUCCCCGCCCCCCUGGACCAGUGUACCUUGUAAGGUUUUCGUUCAGUUUUGGGUAGUGGUAGCCCAGGAAUUGAAAUUUUCUAGCAUUAAACUGCAUAUUAUUGUCCUCAGCUCAUAUGUAAAUUGCGUCCAACUUCUGCUGCAGGCGUGCAAAAUUGCUAUGGUUUUGUAUUUUCUGUGAGACAUUCGUAUCGUGAGCGUAGCUAGCAAGGGUAGCUAUCCGGGCAGCUGAGGGCAUGUCUGAGAGGGCCAAUAUGAAAAGCAGUGAUCCCAAGACAGUGCCCUGUGGAACACCACUCACUAUUUGUGUUUUCUUUGAGGUGGCUCCAAUGACCACCACUGCCUAACUUUCAGAAAGUCAUGUAAUCAUUCUCCAAGUUUUCCAGCUAUGCCAAGAUCGCGCAGUUUGUAGCAUAUCAUACCAUGAUUAAUUAUAUCUGUGUGUGUGUGUGUGUGUGUGUGUGUGUGUGUGUGUGUGUGUGUGUGUGUGUGUCCGUCCAAAAUCACGUAGUAGGAAUGAACGGUGAAGGGAGAAGAGAGAAAAUAGUAAUUCAGUGAAAGAGUUGUGAGAAUGAUAGCCAUGCCUCAGAGGCAGUGAGAGAAAGUAAUAACAAUGAGAGAGAAGAAGUAGCAAAGAGAACGCCGUGUAUCUUCUAGUAUAAUAAUCUAAUAUAAUAAUAUUCUUAUGUAUUUCUCCGAGACAACAUAUGAAUGAGGAAGGAAGGGGUGAUCCACCGAUGGAAGUGGGAUGGUGAAAAGUCAACGGUAAAACAAAAAUCAAACAGCGCUUCAACUCUGUGUGAAUAUUUGUGUGUGUGUAGAAGGGAGGAAUGUGAAUGUUUGUGCGUGUUAUAUAUAUAUAUGUGUGUGUGUAUGUGUGUGUGUCUGUGUAUAUGUGUGUGUAUAUAUGUGUGUGUGGGUGUGUAUAUAUAUAUAUAGCUACAGAAAUUAGGAGGUAAACCUAGCUUGAUAUUAACAUAUAGGCAGGAAGACAUACACUAGCAGGAAGACAUGCACUAGAAAAUGGGUAGCACUGCAGGCACGGCCCCUUUAUCAAAACUAAUAGAAGUGGCUAUGCGUAUAGGUAUAUGUGUAUGUGUGUGCACAUGUAGAUGCACCUACAUGUUGUUGCUGUUGGUCUUCUAUUACUAGAGAUACUCCUCCUGUAUGGAUGCACAUGCAUAUCUAUUUGCUUGUGAGUGCAUGCGUGGAUGUGUGUACGUGCAUGUGCGUAUGUGGAUGUGGAUAUCUAUAUGG